This is a messenger RNA of Rotaria sordida, 7008 nucleotides long. The record is from the annotation of a GenBank genome assembly. Lineage: Eukaryota; Metazoa; Rotifera; Eurotatoria; Philodinida; Philodinidae.
AUGUCAAAAUACGAUGCGAAUGCGUUAGAUGCAAAGCAUACAGAAAGCAACACUGAUGCUGAAACAAAACCAUCUUCACCUCGCAACGAAGAAAAUGAUGACUCACUUUCAUCCUUAGCCAGUUCGAAACAUAAAUCUCCGAACGACACAUCAUAUACUGACGACAGUUCUCUUUCUGCUUCAAAGAAGAAGAAUACUGCAGCAAAAUCGGCCAAUGACGAAGAAGAUACGUACUAUAAUCGAAUACCUGAGGAUAGCCGACGAGAAACCAAGACUAGUAAAGAUCUAUCAGAUCAGCAGGAUCCCAUAACCACCUUAUCAUCGACUGAAGUACAGGAUUGGAAAUGUCGUGAAUGUGGCUUCACAAAUAAAGAUAGCGACACUGCAUGUGAUGCGUGCGAAACUCAUAAACCAAUGCAUCCGCGUCUUGAAAUACGUCCAAGUCACUCAGAGAGACGUAUGUCGGCAUCGCCAUCUGAUAGGCGCAGUUCUUCUCCAGAAGACGAGAGCAUGUAUAGCCGAGCAGAUUCAAGAAGUUCUUCACGAGCUCGUCGACGUAGUUCAAGUCGCGAACAAUCGCCAUCAGAAAAAGACUUGUCCGACAAUGAAAGAUCUUACCCUUAUUCAUCUAUUGUUGGAUCCAGAAGUCGUCGAAAAUCUUCCGAUUCAUGUUCAUCGGAUGAUAAUCGAUAUCAAUCUUCAGAAAACAACACAAAACAAAGGCAAACAUCUGAACAUUAUGUUUCGAGUACUACUUCACAUAAGCAAGAAUUGGCCUACCCUCGCGGUGGUUCAGGAGAAGAAAAAUCAUCAGUACAAUCGGUUGCAGCAUAUUCAUCUUCAUCGAAAAAUAAAAGUGAUACUAAUGAUUUAACAAAUUAUUCUAAUUUGAAACUUGGCUCCUCAAUAGAUACUGAACAAGAUGCACGUCAAACAAAGACAUCAAAUAAAGAUGUUUUUUCGAAAGGAUCUUCAAAACGAAGUCCAUCUCGUUCACCUUCUCCAUCAGAUGAUAAAAAAGGAUCAUAUUCAUCUUCAUAUGAAGGCAGUCGUCAUCAAUCAACAGGAACAACUGCGAAACAAAUGAAAUCACCUACGAGUUCAUCAUCGUCAAGAAAAUCGAAUCAAGAUGAUCCUAUCAUUGUUUAUGUACCUGAUUUGCCAGUGAACAUCGAAAAUAAUCAAUUACUCGAAAAUAUUAUUCGUCAAUGUUUAGAACUUAAACAUAAACAAAAAGUACUCGAUGUUAAAUGUGAUACAGAAUUAGGCAUCGGCAUUGUCUAUUUGUACAAUGAUGAAGAUAAAAAUAAUUUGAUUAACAUCAUCGGAAAAAUUAUAGUUGAACUAUCCAGCAAUACAACGGUAUCAUUUGUAGAUGAACUUGAGCUUAUCUCCUACAUUGUCAUCGAUGGAAAGGAUAUGAAAGAUCUUCCAUCAGUUGAUGAGAUAUGUCGACGAUGGGUUCAUUUGUAUAAGAUGCAAUCCCAACCACGAUGUGAAUUAUUAUCUGUUCAAUUUCCGAAUAUCUUUCGAAUAGUGACACAUUCAUUAAAUGAACUACUCACAGCUAUGUCAAUUAGGGAAUUCUCAAUCAAUAAUCGCUUUGCAACUGUUUAUUUUCGAGCGGACUGCGCUUUCUUUGAAGAUUUACCACGAACGACUAAUUUGGAUCGAUUGAAAUUAGCUAUUGAUAGUCAAAUUUCUAAUAAAUAUAUGUCGAAAGAAUUAAUACAUAUUCAAUAUAACAAAGAAGAUGCCAAUGCUGUUGUACUAACAUCAGGUAGAGCUCGAAUAUGGGCAUUAUAUAGUUCAAUUCUAUUAGAUGGACGAGUUAUUAUGAAGAAAGAUAGUCUUGCUUGUCGUGUCUUGAUACGAUCCGUGCCUAAAGGUGUAUCGGCAUCACUCAUCCAAGAUCAUAAAAUCUUUGCUAAUGCUGUCGUUAAAACAUUACCCAGUGAUGAACAUGUCAUUCUCGAACUUUCGGAUAAGAAUAUUUAUGAGAAAUGUAUUGAUCAAGGUGCCUUACGUAUUGGUGAUCAUGUAUUAGGUAUUGAAGCUUAUACAUUUUCAAGUAAUCCUGAAGAUAGUGAAAUUAAUGCCGAAAAUUGGUACGAAACAGAAAUGUGUGAUCAUAAACCUGACAUAAUGCCAUUUAUUGCUAAUCUUCAACAUCAUAUAUUUCGAUUUAAAUGGAAUUCAAAUGCAUUUUUAGAACAAUUUCGUCGUUGGACAUCGAAUAAUCGUAAGAUUGAUGGAAAAGAUCAAGAUAAAUAUGAAAAAUUAUGCAACCUUAAACGUCAUCUAUUACGAAUGACAGUUAUGUUAAAUACAAUUGGUGUAGUAAAAAGAGGUUUUUAUCGUAUUGGUGAAAAAGAAAUCAAAUUAAAAUCAGAUCGAGUAAAAACUAUUCUUUAUGAUCAUAAGUCAAAAUUACAACGUGGUAAGACAACUUCAUUGUCACAGGCAACAGAAUUUCCCCAUGCAUCAACAUCAGUUAAAGUAGUCAAUGAAGAUUGUUUGAUUGUUUACAAGAAUUUAGUAAGCAAAGGCUGUCGACCAGUACUUCUCAAUAUGGCCAAUGCAAACAGUCCAGGUGGUGGCUAUAAACGAGGUGAUGGAGCUCAAGAAGAGACACUUUUUCGUCGUUCGAAUUAUUUUCAAAGUCUCGAUCUUGAAUUGGAUAAUGGAAAACCAACAGAUCGUUUCUAUUGUAAUGCAAAUUGUGAACUAGAACCUUUAGCCGAAUGUGAUGCACUAUAUCCAAUAGAUGAGUUCGGAGCAAUCUAUACAUCGGGAUUGACAGUUUUUCGACAACCUGAAGAUACUGGCUAUGCUUUCAUGGAAAUACCUAUGUAUGAUGUAUGUGCUAUUGCAAUGGCUGCCUAUCGAGAUCCAAAAAUUCAGAAUGAUCUUCUCACUUCAAAAUAUUCUAUUGGUACACGGAAAAAAAUUGAAAAUAUAUUUGCUAUUGCACAUCAUCAAAAACAUGAUAGUCUUGUUCUAUCUGCUCUUGGUUGCGGUGCGUUUAGAAAUCCGCCAAAGCACAUUGCAGCAAUAUUCAAAUCAGUUAUUGAACAAUAUGCUGGAUAUUUCAAAUAUAUCUAUUUUGCUAUUAUUGAUGAUCAUAAUACAGGCCAAGAUCUUAAUCCUAUCGGAAAUUUUCGUCCUUUUCAAAAUUCGCUCGAUAAUUUAGAUGCAGAACCCAAGCGACAUAAGCUUGUCGAUAUGAUGAUUGGGCCUUGGCGAAUUUUAAAUCAGACAACUAUGAAAGAAAUAACAUUAAGUGAUAUUAGAAUUUGUUAUUUAAAUCCAUGCAUUUAUGGAGCAAAGUGUAAUGACUUGAAAAAUGAACAGCAUUCUCGUGAAUAUUCACAUCCACCUUUAUGUCCGUACGCAGAUAAUACGACACCAUGUAAACAGAAAAAUGAUAGCCAACAUACGCUUUGGUUCAGACAUCGCCAAAGAUGUUCGUAUGGUGGUGAAUGUGAAUUAAUUGAGAACGAUCUCAUGCAUUCAAAUGAAUUUGAGCAUCCUGAAUUUUGUCGUGAUAGUGGUCGUUGUGAAAAUAUGGAUAAUGAACAUCUUAAAGCUUAUCGGCAUGUACCACUAUGUAAAUAUCGUCGUCAAUGUGUCGAUUAUAAUCGUGGAUCAAAAGAUCACUGUCUAAAAUUUCGUCAUUGUAUACCAAUGUGUCGCUUCGGUCAUUUUUGUGUAAGAUUUCAUGACGAAAAACACUCAAGUGAAGAAAAUCAUCCAUUUCAACCAGCAUGUCCAUUUACUCCAUUCCAUUGUCGACAAUAUAAUAGCUUAUGUGAAACAAAAAAUAUCAAAACAUUACCGAUCGAUGUUCAAAAUCAUUGUCUAAAAUAUUCACAUGUAUGUCGAUAUGGUCGUCAAUGUCAAGAAACAUCUGAUACACAUUGGAAGACCACAAUUCAUAUUGCUCGUAAUAUCUGUUCAUUCGAUGAUAAAUGUACAAGACUAAAUCAAGAAGAUCAUUUAAAUUCAUUCUCACAUCCAGGUAUAGCUGAUAUUCGUCGUUUAUGCUCUUACCAAGCCUACGAAUGUCGAGAUAGACGAAAAUCUGAACAUAUCAUCAAAUAUCGACAUCAUGGAAACCAUGAUUAUAGUGGUGUUAUUGGCUGUUUUGGACAGAACAAAAAGAGUAAUUUCGUUGAAAAUCAAAGAAAAAUUGUUCAAGAAAUAAAUGACUAUGCAAAAGGUUUAAAUUCAAAACAUCAAUUAUCGAUUCCGUCAGAAAUUCAAAAAUGGAUUAAAGGCUUACAACCAAUUCAUCGAUGUUCAAAAGUCAUUUUUGAAUCGAUACUUGUUCAUGGUCAUGUCAUGUCUCGUGACCAUAUGGAACACUUAAAAAAAUCAUAUUUUGCAGCUCAAACUGUCCAAGAACAUAAACGUGUGCGUGCAAUUUUUGAUCGCUAUAAAAUGUCAGCAAUAGAAGAUCAUGCUAAAGAAUAUAUUCGAGCCGUUGUUUCUCUGGAAUACAGUAAAAAAUACGGUGCGGUUGCAGCAGCCGAAGCAGGUACCGGUGGUUCAUCAAUGUCAACUGGAUCUGAUGACUAUAAUGAUAUUAUACGUAGAAAAGAAAGAAUCCUUCAAACUUUAAUAAAGCCGGAAGAAGUUGAUACAAUUAAACGAUGCGCCAUUGAUAUUGCUGAAGCCUCAUGGAAUCUUCAUAAUGCUCCAACUGGUAUCAAAUACGAACCUGACAAAUUAUUACGUACUGAUAAGCAUGUUUUUGGUAUUCUCGGGCCACACCUUGGCCAUUAUUAUGGGGAUAUAAUUCUUGUAUUUAAAAGUGAAGUAAUGCUUCAUCCAGAUGCCAAUUUUUCUCCUCAAGCAGCUACUUCAUUUUCAAGUAAGCGUACAUUUUCGCAUCGACCAUGGAUCAAAGAUCCGGGCACACAAGUUGAAAGAAUAAAAUGUUUUCAUGAAUCGAAAUUACAUUGUGCUAUACCAGGAUAUGAAUAUGCAGCGGCAGCAGAACUAAUGGCUGUAUCAGGACUACGGAAGAAAACAAUGGAUGUUGAUUUAAAAGGCAUUAUACAUCGUUGGAAGGAAGUUGAUUCACAUGAGGUAUUCGAGGCUCAUUUACCUCAAUUGGUUCCUCUUGAUUAUAUCGACGAAAUAUACAUACCAAAAAAUUUGUUUAAUUCAUUGACUUCAGCAGCUCAACAAUCAGCAAAAAAAAUCUUUCGUGAUGCACUUCAUAUUACAAAACAUGAAAUUGAUCUUACUAGUACUGGUGGUGGAGGUCCACAUCCGUCAGAUAGGAGUCGUUCUGAUUAUCAAGAUUUUGUGACUAGUGCACUAAUACAAAAAUUUGAAAAACGAAAGGAACGUACAAGACGUUUUCGCGGCUUUGUUCUUACUCUAGAACCAAGUCAAUUUACAGAUCAUAUUGUUUUACCAUUAACAAUAAAUGAAGCUCGUAACAAAUAUCUUCGAACACAUAAACAAAGUUCGAAUUCUGAUGAUACGUAUAUUUAUUGGGAAGCAAUGUAUGGUGAUAUGAUGAUUACACUUUCAGAUGAACCAAUUAAUCCCGAUAAAAGUCAACCACGUAUUCAAUGUCUUGUUUGUUAUAUUGCUGAGAGACCAUCAACGACAACAACUAAUUAUAAUGAAUCGUAUUCAUACUUAAAUGCUGAUGAACCAUAUCGGCAUAUUGUUAUUAAGGCUAAUGGCCAAUGCUCAAGUAGUUCACGUUCAUUUCAUCGUGGAUGCAAUAUUGAAAAUUUUUUAACGUAUUGUCUUAAAAUUGAGAAGAAAACAGGUCAAGUAACACUGUCACAUGCUGGACCGAAUAGUAUUUAUUGUUAUGAAACAAUAACGUAUAAAUUUUCGAAAGCAAUCAUUGACUUGGGCAAAUUAGAAUACGUUCAUGUAAGUGCUGGUUCACACAAAGUACCUAUUCGAAACUUAAUUAUUAGUUUUGAACAAAUUCCCGAUUUAUAUCCAUCGUUUGAUAAAAAUUUUAAACGAGGCGAUGAUGCUUUUUCUCGUAGGAAAAGAUCUCAUAGUCGUGAUCAUUUACAUUCUCUAAAAACUCCACAAUCGCCCGAAGACAAAUCUCCAUCUUUUCUGAAUAAAGCUAAAGAUGCUGUUCUUGGCUUAUUUGGUUAUGAUGAUAAAAAACUUGAACCAUGUCCCCAUUCGAUUAAUUGUCUAUUACAAAAAUCAUCGAAACAUAUGAGAGAAUAUUCUCAUCCUUGUCCAUAUUCUGAACUUUGUUCUAAUAAAGACAAAGAGCCCAAUCUAACACAUGAACCCCGCAAAGUAGAACAAUGCUCAUUGAAGAGUUCGUGCCAAAAACUUGAUGAUCCCGUUCAUCGAGCAAAGUAUCGACAUCCAGGCUAUCCUGACUUUCUUAUUCCAUGCCCUGAUGGAUUGAAUUGUCAUAAUAAAACAUCGGAUCAUCAGACAAAAUAUUCACAUGGUCAACCAGUAGAAAUAGCGCGCGAUAAAAUACAUGAUACACCCCAUAAAUCGUCAUCGAAACCCCAUACUCAAUAUGAAGAAAAAAAAUCCCCUCAUGAAGGAAGAAAUGAUCAACGAACUGUGUGUCGAUAUGGAUCAAAUUGUCGUGAUCAAAAUGACUCCCAUCAUUAUUCAAAAUAUUCACAUCCUCGUGAACAUGGAUCUAAACCAUCGGCUAGUUCAAGUCAUGAACGAAUAUCUUGUCGCCAUGGCCGCGACUGCCGUGAUAAAAAAGAUCCUCAACAUUGUUCGAAAUAUUCACAUCCAGAUGAACAUAAGUCUUCAUCUUCGGCUAGAUCAAAUCGCGAACGAAUAGCUUGUCGCUAUGGACGCGAUUGUCGAGAGAAAAAUGAUCCUCAACAUUGUUCAAAGUAUUCACAUCCAGGCGAUCAACGAAGUCGAGAUCAUGAAAGUUCUAAUUAUGAUAAAAUACAAUGUAAAUUUGGUGACAAAUGUUAUGAUACAGAUCCUAAUCAUCGUUCUAAAUAUUCUCAUCCAAACAAAAAAUAG